AUCUGAUUAAAGUAUCUUGUUUCAAAGUAUUGGAUGGAACAAAAUUGGAUUAGUUAUAUGUGAUGUACUUGCUGCAGUUUGGUCUCAGUUAAUAACUCCAAGAAAGCAAUAUGGUGGGUCUGCCUUUCCACCCAGCUUUCAUGGGCCUUGUCAGUUCAAGCAAAGAAUUCCACUGGAUGACAUCUGUCUUUUUUGGAAUGAUUUUCUGCAAAAUUGUUUAUGAAUUAACAGGUCUGCUUAGCAAUUUGUGCUUCAAGGGAUAUACCAAACUUAGCAACACUGAGAAAGUUGAAUGGAACAACCGAGGGUUCUCUACAUUCCAUGCAAUUAUUGUGGCAGUUGCUUCUCUCUAUCUUCUACUGGUAUCAGAUCUUUUUGAUGAGGAUUCUCGUGAUGAGUCGAUUAUUAAUAGGGCAUCUACUUUAUCAGACACCAUCUUGGGGAUCUCCAUUGGUUAUUUUCUGUCAGACUUGGCAAUGAUUCUUUGGAAUUUUCCAGCUUUAGGCGGUCUGGAGUAUGUCCUGCACCAUGGGUUAUCCAUGUUUUCAAUCUUUCUAUCCCUCAUCAGUGGACAAGGACAGGUUUACAUACUAAUGGUUCUGUUCUCUGAGAGUACUACUCCCUUCGUAAAUCUAAGAUGGCACUUGGAUGUUGCUGGUCUGAAGAGUUCAAACCUAUACAUCUGCAAUGGCAUCGCACUGUUCUUUGGGUGGUUGGUUGCAAGGAUUCUUUUAUUCAUCUUCUUUUUCUACCACAUGAUAAUCCAUUUUGAUGAGGUGAAGAAAAUAUUUCCCUUGGGGUUCUACAGCUUGCUGAUGGUGCCUCCUGUGCUGGCAAUGAUGAAUGCAUUUUGGUUUUGGAAAAUUGCAAAGGGUUUGAUAAAAACUCUUUCUAAAGCAAGACACAGUCAGUGAUCUCAGCAUCUCAGCAUUUGUUGUGACGCAUGAUGUGCAAAUGUAUAUUACCACGGGCUAUCGAGGGUGGUAAUUGGUUUCCAUCUAAAUUGUAUAUCUUGUACUAGCAUGCUUCUUUUCUCCUUGGUGGUAUUCUGGGAGCUGUGAACUGAACUGAGAAAUGAAAGGUGAAAAUUGCAAAUGAAGGUCAAUAUGGUUGGAGUUGCAGCAUUUUUUGUUUUAUUUGUCAGUGGUCAUGCUUUUCUUGUGAAAGAAUGUGAAUAAAGGCUACCUACACUACUGGUUUGGAAUAGAACUUGGGCUAUUCUUCUUCCUUACUUUA
Messenger RNA from Vitis vinifera (wine grape), 1236 nucleotides. RefSeq lists its product as uncharacterized. Gene Ontology annotation, cellular component: endoplasmic reticulum; membrane. The record is from RefSeq and is a predicted model, not a curated record. Lineage: Eukaryota; Viridiplantae; Streptophyta; Magnoliopsida; Vitales; Vitaceae. The transcript has 8 exons. Gene Ontology annotation, biological process: lipid homeostasis. The coding region runs from base 111 to 914 and encodes 267 amino acids.